Molecule: messenger RNA, 2353 nt
Organism: Meriones unguiculatus (Mongolian gerbil)
Lineage: Eukaryota; Metazoa; Chordata; Mammalia; Rodentia; Muridae
Gene: Fen1
Product: flap structure-specific endonuclease 1
Exons: 2
Coding region: 433-1575 (380 amino acids)
Cellular component (GO): nucleus
Molecular function (GO): manganese ion binding; 5'-flap endonuclease activity; DNA binding
Source: RefSeq, a predicted model, not a curated record
UAUGGAGACCUGGUGUGAGUGGCAUGGGGUCGGAUUGUAGGAAAGGGUAGUCCAAGAUCUAGGUUUUAAUCCGUUUUUUUCCUGGAAAGAAUGCUUACUGUGAAAGCUGCCAUCUGAAGUGGCGGGGCCUGCACUACACUUCCCAGGAGGCUGUUCGCAGCGGGAGGCUCACGUGACGGGAGCGCGGGCUUUGGAAGGCUACGAAGCUGUAACCGAGUUCGGCUCCACCUCGGAAGCGCGGGCUCGGGGCUAACCAGGGACGCCGGGCCACCGCUAGCUGCUGAGGCCGCGUCCAGUUGAGGCGGGGUGAGUCCUCGCGGAAGCGCGUCUGAGAGCGGCAAGGGUAGCGGGGGCAGCACCAGGAAGCCCGGCGCUUGGGCCAUUCGCGCUGCCCGGAGCUUCUCUCUUCACCGCCAUCACUUCUGUGUUACCAUGGGAAUUCAAGGCCUUGCCAAACUAAUUGCUGAUGUGGCCCCCAGUGCCAUCCGUGAGAAUGACAUCAAGAGUUACUUUGGUCGCAAGGUGGCCAUUGAUGCCUCCAUGAGCAUUUACCAGUUUCUGAUUGCUGUUCGUCAGGGUGGCGAUGUGCUACAGAAUGAGGAGGGGGAGACCACCAGCCACCUGAUGGGCAUGUUUUACCGUACCAUUCGCAUGAUGGAGAAUGGCAUCAAGCCUGUGUAUGUCUUUGAUGGCAAACCACCACAGCUGAAGUCAGGCGAGCUGGCCAAACGCAGUGAGAGGCGUGCUGAGGCUGAGAGGCAGCUGCAGCAGGCUCAGGAGGCUGGGGUAGAGGAGGAGGUGGAAAAGUUCACAAAGCGACUAGUGAAGGUUACCAAGCAGCACAACGAUGAGUGCAAACACCUGCUGAGUCUCAUGGGCAUCCCGUACCUCGAUGCACCCAGUGAAGCAGAAGCCAGCUGCGCUGCCCUGGUGAAGGCUGGCAAAGUCUAUGCCGCAGCCACUGAGGACAUGGACUGCCUCACUUUUGGCAGCCCAGUGCUAAUGCGACACUUGACUGCCAGUGAGGCCAAGAAGCUGCCCAUCCAGGAGUUCCACCUGAGCCGGGUCCUACAGGAACUGGGUCUGAACCAGGAGCAGUUUGUGGAUCUGUGCAUCCUGCUGGGUAGCGACUACUGUGAGAGUAUCCGUGGCAUUGGGCCCAAGCGGGCUGUGGACCUCAUCCAGAAGCAUAAGAGCAUCGAAGAGAUCGUGCGGCGGCUGGAUCCCAACAAGUACACUGUUCCAGAAAACUGGCUCCACAAGGAAGCCCAGCAGCUCUUCCUGGAGCCCGAGGUACUGGACCCAGAGGCUGUGGAGCUGAAGUGGAGUGAGCCAAAUGAAGAGGAGUUGGUCAAAUUUAUGUGUGGUGAAAAGCAGUUUUCUGAGGAGCGAAUUCGCAGUGGGGUCAAGCGGCUGAGUAAGAGCCGCCAGGGCAGCACCCAGGGCCGCCUAGAUGAUUUCUUCAAGGUGACAGGCUCACUGUCCUCAGCCAAGCGCAAGGAGCCAGAACCCAAGGGGCCUGCUAAGAAGAAAGCAAAGACUGGGGGAGCGGGGAAGUUCAAAAGGGGAAAGUAAAUGUGUUUUCCCCUCCACUCUCCUUUGACUCCAGGAUUUCUGCUUUGUACCCUCAGCUAGAGCCCAUUCCUUCUGUGUCGGCUAGAGGAGCGUCCACUGCUUUCUAGUGCUGCCUGCUUUCCCUUUUUUACUUGGUCCUGUGGCAGAGAGGCCACAAGUGUCGUUUGUAGCUCAGGAAAAAUGUCAGGCUCAAACCAGGUUAAUGGACACUGCAUUCAUUGUUCUUUGAAACUGAUAGCAACAUUUUAAAGGAAGAUAAAGCAGGGAGAGAGUGUAAGGAGAUAAUUUCCUGGCUGGCCAGCUGUUCGAGAAGAGGUGCCUGUAGAACAUGACUGCUCAUUCUGAUUUCACUGUGCCCUGAAAGACAGCCAUCAGAUCAGGCUUAGCUGAUGAAAGAGCUUCGAAGAAAGACAAGCAGAGGAAUCUGGCUGACAAUGGACUUGUUUACUGACUGGCUGUGUUUUGUGGGCAGAAACUUGAACUUGCUGUCUGGUGAGUCUACAGUAGAUUUUUAAAGGAGUAAAACAGCAGUGUUUUAGGUUUUGUUUGUAGUUUUGUUUUUGUCCCCUUCCUGUCUCCAGUGCUGGGAAUUGAACCAAGGGCAUACACAAUUAGCAUACUACUGGCCUGUAGCCCCAAGUGACAUUGUUCUGCUUUUCCUUGGCAAUCAAUUGAAUUGAGGUUUUUGGGAGAGAAAAAAAAAACUGUUGUUUGUGUGUUAUUUCUAUUUUAAAAGGUGUGAAGAGAAAAAAAAUCAAUAAAAUGCAAAAAUGACCAA